UAUCAUAUUUGACUUUUAGACAAUAGAAGCGGCGACCAGGCCAGGAAAUUUAAAUAUGGAACCAAUGGCCUUAGGCAGUCCAAGUGGUAGUCCGGCUACAAACCCAUAUUUGCCUUCAUUUCUAUUGGGUGAGCAACAGACCCCAUCCACGCCUCGCAACAAUACUCUUUCCCCGAACAAGGCUGGUAAUAGGAAUCUUUCAUUCGGUUUUGCAACUUCGCCCGGAGCUUCAAACUCACCACAGCAAGACUAUAAUAGGUCAGGCUUGGGGCAAAAAACGCUAUUUGGUGGAUAUCAGCAAACACCUCCCAUUCAACAAAACUCGAAUUUUCCCGGCACCCCAAUGCAAAGUCACAAUACCAGCAUUUCAGGGCCACCAACGCAGGGACUUUUCGAUUCUUUGCGUAAUGAACGUAAUCAGGUGCAAACGCCAACGAGAUCAUUGCAGCCUCAAUCUCAAUUAGGUACUCCCAUUAUUGGCAACCAUAAUGCCAGUAUUGCUUCUACCUAUGCCCUAAAUCAAAGUAUUCAACAACAAAUGGCCAAUGUCACGGGGCAGUUUAACGAUUCGUACAACAAUGCUUCCUUUAAUACAUCCAGGGCUGGCAUUAUGUCGCCUAUGCUGCCAGGAGCUCCAGUAAAUAAUUCGCAAUUGUUACAGUGCCCGCCACAACCUCGUUAUACCGAAUUUUGGAUAACUGUGUUUGGAUUUCCCUCGAGCGCUACAGCUGUAGUUUUGCAGCACUUUGCACAAUGUGGAACAAUCGUGGACAAAGUCUUUCCUUCCCAAAAUGGCAAUUGGGUGCACUUGAAGUAUUCCUCUAGGCUUGAGUGUGAUAAAGCCCUCAACUAUAAUGAGAAGAUAUUAUCCAAUAACAUAAUGAUUGGGGUCACACAAUGUAAAGAUAAAGCUAUAAUUGAUAAAGAAAAUAUUUGUGAAAAUAAUGGCCAACAAAAUGUGAAAAUUCGUCCAUUAGCCCAGACGGCAUAUAAAAGCGCUCAGAAUGACACAUCGGUUGUCUCAAAUCCCAACGCCCCACAGAAGAGUUCGGGAAUCAUGAACAAAGCAAUGGAUUUAUUUUUUGGUUGGUAAUGAUCGAAAAAAUAAAUUCAAUCAACUUAUGCGUAGAUCACAUUCUUUGUUUAAAAUAAA
Molecule: messenger RNA, 1153 nt
Organism: Stomoxys calcitrans (stable fly)
Lineage: Eukaryota; Metazoa; Arthropoda; Insecta; Diptera; Muscidae
Gene: Nup35
Product: nucleoporin Nup35
Exons: 3
Coding region: 56-1093 (345 amino acids)
Biological process (GO): regulation of DNA-templated transcription; NLS-bearing protein import into nucleus; nuclear pore organization
Cellular component (GO): nuclear pore central transport channel; nuclear membrane; nuclear pore nuclear basket
Molecular function (GO): single-stranded DNA binding; phospholipid binding; structural constituent of nuclear pore
Source: RefSeq, a predicted model, not a curated record